GUGAUAAUCGCAACGAAGCGCGGCAAACCUGGCUUCCUGGCCCCUGGUGAGAUCGCCCCAGAAAUCGACGAUGAAGAUGCGAAGAUGGAAGAAAGGAAGAAAAAGAGGAACGAAAUUCUCGGAUGUUUUCAGGCUGAUAGAGAAGAGCUUGACCGAUAUCGUCCAAAGCACUUUUACAAAGAAGACCUUGACUUUGAAGGUCCAGGCUACGAUAUUGAUGAUUCACCAUGGGAUUCGCAUUACCAGAUCGGUCCCGAUACGUACUUGAUGGCUACCCAAGGUCCGUCGUUCAAUAGCCGUGUACGCGACUAUCGCCGCACUCUGUUCGGUGAAGGAGCCCCUCUGGUUAGGCAAGGCUUCCUCGGAGUUAGGAAUAAGGACAUCACAGUCAGAGAAAGAAGAAGGUACACUGAUAUCCUGCGUGAGAAACAGGCUGGUGUUCUUCCAAAGAUAAAUGAGCACGCCAAUGCAAUUCAGAAAGCACCAUCCCUAAGCGCUAUUGAACGAAUCAAAGCUGAUAUCGAGAAAGUUGCUCCGAGCGCGACAAGAAGAAACGCUGAUGGAACAUACGCUCCGAUCUUCGUUUCACGUCUCCGUGACGUCUACCUCAAGAAGGAGCCAUUUGUCAUAUUCGAAUGUGCAGUAACUGGCAGUCCACCACCGCACGUCGAAUGGCAAUUCCAAGGCGAGGUUCUGCUGAGUCGUGGAAGAUACCAAAUCGAGCAGGGUCGUUCCGUAUGCCGGUUAACAAUUUCUUGUCCGAGCAGCUGUGAUACCGGCGAAUACACAUGUGUCGCAUCUAACGAAUACGGUAGCGACAAAACCACCAGCUGUCUCAUCACUGGAGAAGCACCAUCUCGUCCAGGACGUCCCGAAUGUGAUCUCGUCUCUGAUACAGAAGCAAUGUUGUCAUGGGAGGCUCCCGAAGGACCAACGUAUUUGGAAGGCAUCACUUAUCGACUUGAAUACCGUAACGCUGACGUGAACGAUUAUAUGGCCCCAUGGGUAGUGAUUAGUGACUUCGUCGACGACGAGGCAGCCGUAGUUCGCCAUUUGAAUCCUCUCGGAGUUUAUCAGUUCCGUGUGACAGCGAAAAAUGGAUUCGGAUAUGGACCACCAAGUCUGAUUAGUCGGCUUGUCCAGACCAAUGCAAGAGGUCAGUUGACAGGAGACCCAGAAGGGGGCUAUAUCUUUGCAUUGCCGGUAGUUGUUGCAGGUGCUCCUAAAUUGCCGUUGGAUGGUAUGAAGGAGGCAUGCCGCUUCAAUGUACUCUCGUUGCCUCAGAAAACGACCUCCCGUCAACUUGAGGAGAUUUCUGAAGAGAGCGAAGAAGACCACUCUCGCAUUGAGCCAUGCGCUUCUCACGAUCUUAUCAAUGAUGAUCCUACGAAGAGGUUCCAGAUUGAAUCGCUACUGUUCAAAGGAAAGUUCUCGGUUUUGAGACAUUCCGUGGAUUCACAAAAAGAAGCUGGAGCUCACUGUGACCCAACUGUAAUGCGUGAAUUCGAAACACUCAAAGAAGGUCAGCACGAAAACGUGCAGCAUCUCAUUGCGGCAUAUCAAAAUAACGGUUUCCUAUACUUAUUCUGCGAACGGUUAUUUGAAGACGUUUUCUCACGUUUCAUUCAAAUCGACUACUAUACUGAAGAACAAGUUAGACUAACUAUCGGACAGUUAGCCAGUGCUCUCCAUUGGUUACACUUUAGAGGCAUUGUCCAUCUUGAUGUGAAUCCACAUAAUGUGAUGUUCCAAUCGAAGAGGAACUGGAUAGUGAAGUUGGUCGAUUUCGGCAGUGCACAGUUCACGAAGGAAUCAGUGAAACCAGUAGAAUUGGAUACUGCAUGGGCGGCUCCAGAACUUCACAUUAAAGAGACACCUGUUACUGUGCAAAGUGAUGUAUGGGGUCUUGGAGUGAUCACUUUCUGCCUACUAGCAGGAUUUCAUCCAUUCACAUCUGAAUACGAUCUGCCAGAAGAGAUCAAGGAGAAUGUGAUAAACGUGAAAUGCGACCCGAAUCUGAUUCCCGUAAACGCCAGUCAAGAAGCUCUGAGCUUCGUUACUUGGGCACUGAAGAAGAAUCCAUUGCGACGAAUGCGAACGGAUGAGGCGUUGUCACAUCGGUUCCUCGCAUCUGAUCCUCAAAUGGUGCGACGACGGGAAUCAAUCAAAUAUGCUGCUUCUCGCCUCCGCAAGACCGCUCUUCUCACAAAACAGUCACAGGGACGACCUGCAAGCACUGAAUUGGAGUUGAAGUAUGGCGGAAAACUGAUACAGUAA
Haemonchus placei is the source of this 2277-nucleotide messenger RNA. Lineage: Eukaryota; Metazoa; Nematoda; Chromadorea; Rhabditida; Trichostrongylidae. The record is from the annotation of a GenBank genome assembly.